Callorhinchus milii (elephant shark) is the source of this 1698-nucleotide messenger RNA. RefSeq names its product protein mono-ADP-ribosyltransferase PARP15-like. Gene Ontology annotation, molecular function: transcription corepressor activity; NAD+ poly-ADP-ribosyltransferase activity. Bases 167 to 1483 code for a protein of 438 amino acids. Gene Ontology annotation, biological process: negative regulation of gene expression. The record is from RefSeq and is a predicted model, not a curated record. The transcript has 9 exons. NCBI's taxonomy places the organism in Eukaryota, Metazoa, Chordata, Chondrichthyes, Chimaeriformes, Callorhinchidae. Gene Ontology annotation, cellular component: cytoplasm; nucleus.
ACUCAUGUGGCACUCAGUUUCAGUGGCAAACAUGAGAAAGUUUAUUUUACUUGACUUCCAGUAGUAUUCACAAUGGGUUAAGUGAAGGAAGUAAGUGCAAGAGAAGAAAUAGUGAAAAGGAGCUGGAUUUCCUCUGCAUGUGGAUGGUUUGCCAGCAGAUCUGAAUAUGGAUUUCAUAAGGGAUAAACUUUUCAUUUGUUGCCGAAGGAAAAGGAGAUCUGAAAGCAGUAGGGUGAAUGUACAUCAGGUUCCCAUGAAAGCGCUGACAAUGACAGUACAAAUAGGUGAUAUAAUAGUGAUGCUGAAAAAAGGGAACAUCACUAAAGAAAUUGUGGAUGUCAUAGUGAACUCUACCAACAAGACCUUGGACUUGAAUUUCGGUGUGUCCGGGGCGAUAUUAGAAGCUGCAGGAAGUUCUGUUAAAGAUGAAUGCAAGACGUUAGGUGGCAGAUCAGUCAAUGCUCUCGUCACUGGAGCUGGGAAACUGCGCUGCUCAAAAAUAGUGCAUAUCGUUAGACAUAAGUCUGACACUAUGAUUGCAACAUCAGUAGAAGAGGUCCUUGCAAUAUGUAAUGAGUUGAACAUGGCUACUGUUGCGUUCCCUGCCAUAGGAACAGGCCAAGGCGGGAUUGAUCCACAAGUCGCCAUCAAUGCAAUCUUUGAAGGAAUUGACAAUUUCUUCCUGCUGAACAUGGCUUCGAGCCUGAAAAUCAUUACCAUUGUUGCAUUUGAUACAACUGUUCAUGAUUGUUUUGCUAAAUUUUUUGCUGAAAGGCAGCAAAUGUCUGAUGGAGACACCAGGGGAACAGGUUCAAAUACCCCCGAAUAUCAAGAAGUCCGAACCUCAUUGCCGGCGUUUCAGUGUACGCUCCCAGCAAGUUGGACUCCCAUGAACGAUCAGGAGUAUCUGGAAGUUCCCCUGCAGUUUGGCUCAGAAGAAUACAGCAAAGUAGCAAAUGAAUUCAGGACAUCUUGCCAAAACAUUGCGGUUGACAUAAUUCAGAUCGACAGGAUUCAGAAUCUCAAACUUUGGGAAAGUUACUCUGUCAGGAAGAAGGCAGUAGAUAGAAAGUAUCCGAAUAUGGUAAAUGAACGGACUCUGUAUCAUGGGACAACGUGCGAAAUUGCUGAGCAAGUGAAGAAGUUAGGCUUCAACAGAAGCUUUUGCGGCAGGAACGCCCUAUCUUAUGGAAGAGGCACUUACUUUGCCAAAAAUGCCCAAUACUCAUGUGACAACAAGUACUCCAGCCCCAGCGACCAGGGAUACAAAUACAUGUUUCAGGCACGAGUGAUAACUGGGAAGUUGUGCCUGGGGAACCAUUUAAUGAAGGUACCAUCUCCAGUGGAUGAAAAGGAUUCAACCAAUCUCUGUGACUGUUCGGUGAACAAUGUGUCAAACCCGUCCAUUUUUGUUAUCUUUUGUGAUGACGGGGCAUAUCCCGAAUACUUAAUAACCUUCAACAAAAAAGAACAGCGCAAGUAGAUGGAACCAGGUCUAUUUGAGAGAAUGCUGGGGGAGAAAUUCCAUGUGGCGCUGGAUUUAUUCUUAUUUCCCUGACAUUUAAGAAUUUGGUAAAUUUUAACAAAUUCACUUUUAAUUUGAAAAGCAGUUUGCCGUAAUUCUUAAAAGAAACGGCAAAAAAGACAGUAUUUCAGAGCAAUUGCCACACCCCCACCCACCCAAUUUGUUGCUAAGCG